AUGACGUGGGCUUCCAGCACGGCCUCUUAUACUUGUAGGGGCUUUGGUAUACCCUCCCCUUGUGCCCCUCGCGACUGGGUGAUGACUUCGGGGGUCACUAUUCCGGGCUGUCCGAACCUGCUCUAUUCAGCGAACAGCCUUCCCGGUGAAGGCAAGUGGCGAGGGCUUAUGGAUGCAUUUCUGCAGAAGGCUUUCGCUCAUCCGGCUGUGAAAAGUGGCUAUGCAGGGGCUAUCGGCUAUUGCCUGGGUGGCCAGAGCUGCUUGGAGCAGGUCCGUGCGGGGCAUCAGGUCCAGGCGAUUUGCAGCCUCCAUGGCCUGCUCCACUCCAGGCCCACGACAGAGGCCGAACCUCUCAAUUCCAUGAAACGUAUGUCCAGGGAGGACUAUGCCAGGGAACUGGCAAUUCCCAACACGUACAACACUGAUUGUCGUGUACUUAUUCAGAACGGCGCAGCAGAUCACGAAGUCCCCAGUGAUACCGUCGUCGAUUUCAUGCAGGAGAUGGAUGCCCAGAAGAUCGACUGGCGCUUCGAGAACCACGCGCGUGGACCCCAUGGCUUCGCCUUGCCAAAGGGGACCCCAGGUGGCGACCAGUACACAGAGACAAUUGAUCGACGGUCAACACUGGCGAUGCUCAGCCUUUUCGCAGAGACGUUCCCGAGUUUCCCGCAGUCACCGGUGGAGUGCAAUGCGGCUGGGUGCAAGUUGGGUCAAUUGAUCGUGGUUGGAGGCACCACUGGCAGCCAGGGGCAGCGAUCCACCGUGGCAACAGCUGGAAGCUUUGUGGCUGGUGCGCUUCUUGGAAUGGUCGCCCUGAAGCUCUGCGGCUCGAAGCUUUGA
Messenger RNA from Symbiodinium sp. CCMP2456, 840 nucleotides. Lineage: Eukaryota; Dinophyceae; Suessiales; Symbiodiniaceae. The record is from the annotation of a GenBank genome assembly.